CUCUCCCUGGCUCCCCAGCAAGUAGGGAUACUGAGCACCCUCCACUGCAAGAAGUUGAGACUGGCUGUGGAAGAGGCGACUAGUGCCACGCCCACUCCUCUGGAAGGCCUCAGCCACAACUGGGUCUCCGAGUGGCUGAGGAUGAUUGGUCUCCCAGGUUACGUCAGAACUUUCGUCGAAGCCAGGAUCGACAGUCACAUGCUCAACGUCAUCUCCAUGGUAAACGACCCGUUUCACCUCCUGAGUCUCAAGAGAGCCAUUCAGGCAUUUAGAAUGUGUGGCUACGAUCACAACUACCUCAAGGAUCCCGCAGCUGCUUCUCAGGGAUCUCAGAAGCUGCUCCACUGGACAGCUCAGGAUGUCAAGAACUGGCUGUGGAACAUCAAUCUGGACGAGUAUGUUGCAGCUCUGGACAACGCCGGGCUUCACGGAGCACUCAUGUUGCUAGAGCCCCGGUUCACCACUGAGACUUUGGCACGACUCCUGGGGAUCCAGAGCAGCCAGGUCCUCAUCUGCAAACACCUCACCAAGAGCUUCAUGGACCUCCUUGGCCCCGUCGCCACUCAGAAGAAGAUCGACGCCAUGCAGACCAAGAACUUUCAGUGUAUUGUCCCCACGGCCGAGCAGGGAAAGGGCAAAGGUCGUGGGAAGUUUCGUCACCCGAAGGCGGAGGAGGAGAACAUGUUGCUCUGCUCUCUGACUGAGUUUCCUCCAGUCGACCCAGCUCAAGUCCCUACCUUGUCUGAGCUACUUCGCUGCUACAUCUGCACAGACCCUCUCCAAGAUGCUUCUCUCUGUCCAAACUGCUCUAAAAUGAGCUGCUACUCCUGCAUCAGGCGAUGGGUGACAACUGACAAAGCCAACUGCCCGCACUGCAGAGCUCCACUGACGGAGAGCUCUCUAAUUAGAGUGCCCCUGUUUGACGAACUGAGACAUGAGUUAGAGCAGCUACCUACUAACCCUCUGGAGGGGAAACCUCAGUUCAGAGAGAGACAUUGCUCCCAGCACAAGGAGAAGGUGUCGGUGUUUUGUGAGACUUGUCGUCUCUGCGUGUGCCACGAGUGUGUCCUCUGGGAAAGCAGUCCUCAUCGCAACCAUAAGUUUGUCAAACUGGAGGUCCUACUGCAGAAACAGACCAAGAUCUGCGAGCAACAGCUCUGCAGACUCCAUGAGCACAUGAAGAUCAUCCUCAACCAGGUCCAGGCGGUGGAGAGAAAGAUGGAGGCAGUCAAAGGGAGCAAGAUAAAGGCUCGAAGAGAGAUGAAGGAAGCAUUUGAGAAGAUGAUGGAGCGCCUGGAGGCACAGUACGUGGCCAAACAAGGGAAACUUGGAGAGACCAGACAGAAACUGAAGGGACAGGCCAUGCAGCUCACCAGAACCACCAGAGACCUGGAGAACAAGAUCAAGAGUGGGUCCAUCGCAUGUCUCCUGAGUGAAAACGGAGAGCUGAGGAAAGAUGUACUUGACAAGUUGGAGGAGCUGCAAUCUGUGGAGAUUGAGCCCAUGCCCAGUAUUGGAGAGUUCUUGAAUGAGGUGGUGCCCAGCUAUACCACCAGUGUGUUCAAAGUCGCGCCAUACUCCCAGCUAAAGGAACAGGGAGACGAGGUAUACAGCAAGCCACUCCACAUGUACGGCACAGUCUGGAGACUCAAGAUUUAUCCAAAUGGACAUCGGGAAGACACUGGGCUCUAUCUGAGCGUGUUUCUGGAGCUGACUGAUAGCCAUGAUAAGAAGUUCAAGUACCAGUACUGCAUCGAGAUGCUCUACAGCUGUUCCAACAAACAUCCGUCACGAAACUACAAGAAGGAAUACGUGUCUGAUUUUGAGGACGGAGAGUCUUGGGGCUACCGGAAAUUCUAUGAACUUGCAAAACUGGAGAGUGAUGGGUUCCUGAGAGAUGACACUCUGGUCUUGCGGUUCAGCGUGAGGCCACUCACAACCCACCAGAAAUGCCGAGACCUCUCCACACACGUCCGUCGACUGGAACACCGCGUGGAGAGCCUUCAAAAGGAGCUGAAGCAAACGAAGGAGAAUACGCGUCCGUCUUCUUCCGGCUCUGGGUCCAACACAAGCUCAUCUACUCAGGGGCAAAACGAGGCUCCCCCUGCUAGUUACCCUAAUUCCCCGUCUCGCUCACGAUCAGUUCGACACCAGCACCAGCACUCCCACUCGGAGCCCAUUCCUCCCAGUCCCAGUGACAGGAGUCCUCGAGUGAGGGAGGACCGAUCUCGAGAACGGCGACACGAGCAGGCCAUGAGGAGAGAGCAGGAGACGCGAAACAGCGAAGAGAGAAGACGAAGCGAAGAAAGACAUCGCAGUGAGGAGAGAAGGCGCAGUGAGGAAAGACGACGUGAGCAGGAGAGACGGUACGACCAGGAGCGACGAAGAGAGAGGGAGAGGAGGCAGGGGGAGAGAGACUACAGAGAACAUCUCCAGGUGGCCAUGAGUCAGCAGCACUCUGUGCGAAACAACUCCCAGCAGCUGCCGGGGGUCAAGGAGAGGAGCUACCACUCACAGCAGAGGCAGAGUGGAGAGCCUCCGCAGUACCGCUCCCAGCGGAGGGACUCCAGGGAGGGACUCAGGGAACACCGCAGACGCUCCGCCGAUCCAACUCUCCUUCAACACCACUUUGACAACCCCAUCUCCCCGCCCAUGUACCGACACACGUUGGUCCCGCCCCCUGCUCUACCGCACGGAGCAUCUCAGCGUCAGGAGCACCUCAAUUUCCGACGAGACUCGGCCGGUUCAGUGCCCGACGAGGCUGAGUUUGGGAGUCAGGCGUCACUGCUCGCAUCACCCGCCCGCCACGGAAUGGACCGGGCCCCACGGUUUGAAGAGGGUAGCGGAGACGAGACUGGCUGCUCCCAGCCACACCCCUGGGGAGAUCCGCCCCUCUCCCACACCGACAUCCAAAUCAGCAUCAAGGAUCUCGGGGUACCCCACUCCAGACCCCAUCACACCGGAGGACCCCUCCACCUCUACCACGCCCAGAGCCAAGAGCAGUUUAUCGACGACGACGACGAACUUGGAGGGGGAAGGAUAGUGUUUAAUCUCCAUGACGACAGCCAUGCCCACCACAGCUUCAAGACGUCGGACAUGCCGUCCCACACCUCGGCUCUGUCGCAGCCUGUUCACAGCAGCCGUCGUCGGUUCCAGUCCUCAGUACCGGACCUCUCCCUCCUCACAGUCACAACCUCUUCAAACCUGGCUCAGGGUCUUUCGCAAUCCGUCCUCGACAUGUCUCGCCAGCGGGGUGGAGACCACGCCUCUGGACUCCGCCCACAUCACGAGGUUCCCCGUGGCAACGGAGCUCACCGAUCGUCCUCGCAAACCUACCACACCCACCUGAAUCGCAUGCCGAGCGACCCCCACCUCAACAGUGAUGGUGUGCAUCACCCGGGGCUCAUGAGAACACUCCUCGUGCGGCUGAAGGAGGAACCAGAGCACUCCCCCACUGUCCAUCGCCGGAGAACGAGGGGCGGGGUAGUGGGCGGAGCUUCAUCGUCCUCGCAGCCCCCGAGGAGAGGGUACAGUGAGAUCAGGAACAGACGAAGGACUCCAAGUCCUAGUCCACAGCAGCCCUCUCAGACCCAGCCACCCGCCAGUACCAGCCACCAGUCUCCUGAGACUGCUGCCACUUCUGGCCACACCUCCUCCCAGAGGACAUCAUCCUCAGGCAGUACUAGCAACAGCAACCCUGAGCUGACCCCAACAAACACUCAGCCUCCACUCCCCUCCACUUCUGCUGCAACCGAUGCCCAACCAAUUACCUCCCUAACGACAGGGACCCUGGGGCUGGCGGGAAAGAGCAGCAGCAACACUUCUCUCUCGAACCUUGACCUCAUCUGCACUGUUGACAGUGUCACGAGCCACUACUUGCAGCAGGUGUCCACAGCCUUCCUGCUCCUCUCGCUGGCUGGCUGGAUCACAUUUGGUGUAGGAUUUGGUCUCAGGAACUUUGAAUACAGCAAAGAGGAGACCCUGCCUCGGGCAUCUCUGUACCCUGACUUCACCAUUCUCUGGAUAUUUGGAGUCUCCUUCCCAGUCCUGUUUGUCCUGACUGUCGUGGACCUGUUCUGUACAUACAGACUCACCACUUCACUUGCAUUCUUCAUUCUGCCCAUCUACCUCGUGUCAGCUGGUGGAGUCCUCUUCAUUGAUGGCCAAUACAUCUACCAGUAUUACAAGGUGGAGUCAUUCUUGGAGGGCGGAGUCAACCAGAGCUCGGCUGUUUUCUCUGACCUGGACCUGAGACUGGUGCUGGCAGACAUCUCCAUCGUCUCACCCGACUUCAGUCUCGCCCCUCUCCUGACUGAUCUGGACAUCCAUGGCAACGACAAAUACACUCCUAUUGAAUUUGCUGGAGCAGCUUCAACUGUCAUCUUCUCAUGGCUCUAUCUAGUGGUAACUCCAUAUUUCUCUCCAAGAAAAGAUUAUGACUUAUAUGACUGAACUUCACAUGUGAUAAAAAAUUAUUUCACGCACAAAACACACACACACAUACAAAUACACAAUUAAUUUGUCAUUAAUAGCAAAAAUAUGGUGAUCAGUACUAAUGAAACAUGGCUGACAAGGGGCGUGGUACUAGCCCCUCCCACUACAUGUCUCGUUGAACCAACUCUACGAGAACAGUCGCCUUCUCUUCCGACA
Molecule: messenger RNA, 4650 nt
Organism: Geodia barretti
Lineage: Eukaryota; Metazoa; Porifera; Demospongiae; Tetractinellida; Geodiidae
Source: the annotation of a GenBank genome assembly